UUUAGAGUAAUAAAACGUCAGCUGUCGUUCAAAAUCUGCAUUUGUCAAUGUCACUCCUGCACUCAAAAUUGUCCAAUAAAUGAAAGAUGUUUGUUACGGCGGGGGUCGAUUUGAAAUUUCACGAAAUCGGCGACACCUGCCUGUUCGCCCACCAGCCCUUUUCGUUCGGCAACAUAACCUCGGUCUCGUGGAGCAACGAUAAUGGAUUCAUAACGACGCUCAGCGAGAACGGCGUCCCGGAAGUGAUCAGCCUGAAAGAGCCGAAACACGUGAAAACCGUUCACGUCGUGACGGCCGUUAAGGACGUCUCCGUCGCUAGCUUUCAGAGAACGACGAAGAGAUUUAUGGGGCUCGGAACUUAUUCCGGUCGGUGCGUCCUAUACGACACAAAGAGUAAGGCAAUUCAUCAGCAGUUUCCGGACGUGCCGGGCGCCAUUAAUCUGCUCGACUUUAAUUACGGCGAUCGACAAAUGGCGGUCUCCUCGCUCGGCGGGAAUCUGUUUCUUUUCGACGUUAACAACGCGAACGUCCUGAAGACGUACGCGACGCCGGACGUUGUCAGCGCGAUGCGUUUCCAUCCGCGCGACAGGAACCUCUUGCUCUGCGGCCUCGAGAACGGCACGCUAAUGCAAUGGGACAUUGACGUCGGUAAAAGCGUCCACUGUAAUCAGCUCCAUUCGGCCGCCGUAAGCGGAUUAGCGUUAACAAACGGUUCAGGCACGUACAUCUCCGUCGGUUACGACAACAAAUUUUGCAUAUACGACACGAAUUCGGGCACGUGCACAUUCCGAAGCAAUCAGCGACAUCCGCUGACGUCAGUCGACGCGCACGUCGAAGAUAACGCGGUGGCGAUAGGAACGUUAUUCGGAAAUUUGUACACUUACGACGUGCGAAAUUUAAUAGCGCCCUCGGCGAGCGAGACGCCCCACAACAGCAAGAUAAACAGGAUAGCGUUCGAGAAUAACAAGAAGCUCGACGUCCUCCUGAAAGGUGCGGCGCCCGAAUCGUCCAUAAGUUUACAGCCGGAAAUUAAAUUUAUGAAUUACAAUUUGGACGCGCACGUCGACGCGAACCUUCCCUGUUGCGACGCGGCGCGUGAAAUUAAACAGGUCGACGGUCGGCGGGAGUCGCCGAACGCGCUGCUCAAGAAGGAAGUGGCGGACGCGGUGAGGACGUGCGCCGAGGAGCUGCAGGCGCAAAUCGCGAAACAAAUGGAAAACCUGCAGGCGUUCAUACUCGAGGAGUUUAAGACGGUGUGCGACGGAAUCGAGAAGAAAUGGGACGACAUCUGUGGGGAGUUUUGCGAAAGCAAGGGGAUACAGUAAAUUUUCCAAUUUUAUCGUUUGAUUUGCUCUUAACGUGGUCACACAAAAUAACUACUGCAACCGGAUGGCCCCGCAACUAUGUCGCCAUUCACACUUGAAGAAUUUGCGCGUGAAAUAUUCGCUCCAGAAAUUUGCUU
This is a messenger RNA of Photinus pyralis (common eastern firefly), 1462 nucleotides long. RefSeq names its product protein NEDD1-like. Gene Ontology annotation, biological process: microtubule nucleation; mitotic cell cycle. The coding region runs from base 87 to 1325 and encodes 412 amino acids. Gene Ontology annotation, molecular function: gamma-tubulin binding. NCBI's taxonomy places the organism in Eukaryota, Metazoa, Arthropoda, Insecta, Coleoptera, Lampyridae. The transcript is spliced from 3 exons. Gene Ontology annotation, cellular component: centriole; spindle pole; ciliary basal body. The record is from RefSeq and is a predicted model, not a curated record.